Messenger RNA from Purpureocillium lilacinum, 1431 nucleotides. RefSeq lists its product as uncharacterized. Gene Ontology annotation, biological process: protein ubiquitination; DNA repair; mRNA splicing, via spliceosome. Lineage: Eukaryota; Fungi; Ascomycota; Sordariomycetes; Hypocreales; Ophiocordycipitaceae. Gene Ontology annotation, cellular component: Prp19 complex; cytoplasm; U2-type catalytic step 1 spliceosome. Gene Ontology annotation, molecular function: protein binding; ubiquitin protein ligase activity. The record is from RefSeq and is a predicted model, not a curated record.
AUGCUUUGCGGAAUUUCGGGCGAGGCGCCCCAGGAGCCCGUCGUGUCCAAGAAGUCGGGUGUCGUUUACGAGAAGCGCCUCAUCGAACAGUACAUCAACGAGAAUGGGACGGAGCCCAGCACAGGCGAGGCCCUCGCUGCCGAGGACCUGCUGCCCAUCAAGUCGUCUGCCAUAGUCCGGCCGCGGCCACCCACCCUGACCUCGAUUCCUGCCCUGUUGGCGACCUUCCAGAACGAAUGGGAUACGCUGGCGCUGGAGACAUACAACCUCAAGGAGCAGCUGGCGCGAACACGCGAGGAGCUUGCGACCGCGCUCUACCAGCAUGACGCCGCUGUUCGCGUCCUCGCGCGGCUGACGCGGGAGAGGGACGAGGCUCGCGACGCGCUGAGCAAGGUUGCCAUUACGGACGGCGCGAUCAACGGCGACGAGAUGGCCGUGGAUACGGUCGAGGCGCUGCCCGAGGAGCUGGCGGAGCGCGUUGACGAGACGCAUCAAAGUCUAUCAAAGGGACGCAAGAAGCGACCGGUGCCCGAGGGCUGGGUCACGGCCGAUGAGAUCUCCGCGUUCGAGAGCGAAGCUUCCAACUCCCUGCCCUUGUCGCAGGCCACGUCUCUUAGCCUCGAAGGCGACUACGCUGCGCUGGGUGGCCUCAAGGGCGAGGCCGCUAUAUACUCUGUCGAGGCCGACAAUCUGGAACGGCAAGUGGCCGUCAACGAGCCGGUCACCGACACGCUGUGGUCUGGGUCGAAACUGUUCUUCGCCACGAGCAAGGGAACUGUCAAGGCGUACGAAGCUGGCAACGAGGUUGCCGCCCUGUCAGAACAUGCUGGCCCUGCGACGGCACUGAGUGCCCACCCUGGUGGCCAGAUUCUGGGAUCCGUGGGCACGGAUAAGAGCGUCGUCUUCUACGAUACGGAGACGAUGAAGCGUGUGAGCCGCGCGUAUACGGAUACUUCUCUGACGACAUGCGCGUUCCACCCCGAUGGCCACCUCUUCGCGGCUGGUACCGUGACCGGCGAUGUCAAGCUGUUCAUGACCAAGUCUCUCGAACAGGCCGCGGCCUUCAAGCUGGGCGCCCCGGUCCAAGCUCUCGCAUUCUCCGAGAACGGCUUUUGGCUCGCAGCCACGGCCAAGGGCCAGACGACUGUCACCAUCUUCGACCUGCGGAAAGAGGGAGACGCGGCUACGGCCAAGGUACUGGAAGUGGGCGGACCGGUGCAGUCGCUGGCCUGGGACUACACGGGCCAGUACCUGGCGACGGGCGGCGCAUCCGGCAUCACGGUCCAGCAAUACGCAAAGUCGAGCAAGAAGUGGAGCGAGCCAUUCCGGAACUCGGUGCCCGCAGUGGCGGUUCGGUGGGCGGCGUCGGCGAAGAAGCUGGUGGCCGUCAACGGCGAUGGCGUCGUGAGCGUGUUUGGUGCCAAGGCAUAG